AUGCUCACUUUAGUGUUGGACAUGGGGUUUCAGGUCAACUGUAUUUCUGGAACUGCUUCUGAAUCCGUUGAAGAGCUACGCGAUCUUCUUGUACCAGAUGCAGCAAAAUGGUACCAGACCGCCAGCUACGGCCAGCUUGAACUCAAUAUCACAGCCGAUACUACCAAGUUCUACCGCAUGCCCAAAUCAGCAGCAUCUUAUAAGUGGGAAGAGGGUUUUAGCGCUGAACAGCACUUGUCCUACAUCCAAGAUGCUCUCGACGCGUAUACAAACAACGGUGCAAGACCACCACCCGCCGAGACGGACAUUCUGUACAUCGCGACAACACGCAACAACGACAAGAUGACCCGAUCGCUCGGAUCCAGCUUCAGCGUGUCUGCACGGAAUGGGAAACUUGUCUCCAGAAGAGCUGUCACCUUCGGCGCCGAUCCCUACAUCUCGUGGGGCUAUAAGGCGCAUACGUUGACUCCUGUUGAAGUUGAGGGCGGUGUCAAGGCCAUUGUCGUUGCUAAGAAUGACACUUCUGCUUUGGUAGUCGAAGCUCGUGUUGCGAAGGGCGUUGAUAGGAAUAUUUGCGCCCCGGGAGUUCUUCUGUAUACCGUUGAUACAACGCUAGCCACGUCGGAGGGUUCGAUCAAGGUCUUGGAUGUGACGCCCGGAUCGAACGGCUGCGGGGAUGCCAAUGGCGCGGUUGAACGACAGGACUUUGUCGAUGAAUGGGAAGAAGUCGUUUGA
This is a messenger RNA of Fusarium musae, 735 nucleotides long. RefSeq lists its product as uncharacterized. The transcript is spliced from 3 exons. NCBI's taxonomy places the organism in Eukaryota, Fungi, Ascomycota, Sordariomycetes, Hypocreales, Nectriaceae. The record is from RefSeq and is a predicted model, not a curated record. Bases 1 to 735 code for a protein of 244 amino acids.